GCCUGUUUCACUUUACGAUGGACCGCGGAGGACCCUACAAACAGUCUAAACCAAUCCAAUGCCGUGUGAGUAUCACGUGACUUAAACCUGAAAACAGCAAGCGAGCUGGAUAAGAGUGACGAUAAUAAUCCCUGGAGAAGAAGAACAAUCGGAACAAAGGACAAACACAGAUCUCCAGCUGAGUUUAGAUAUUUUUGUUUGUUCCUUGUCCCUUGCUUGUCCCGUUUGUUCCCCUUCUCCAGGGAUUUUUAUCGUCAAUAUUGUAGCGUUGGAUUGGCUGGAAUGGCUUGUAGAGUCCGCUGCGGUCCAUCAUGAGGUAAACUGGGUGAAACCGUAAAAUGCCUGGCUGAUUCGGCUGAGUUGGCUGAGUCAGGCACCCCUGUCAGACGCACGGCGUGGCUCGAAGGUUGUUGUUGGAACCGUGGCACCGUGGCACCGUGGUUGGAACAGCUGCAGUUUCUCGGAAAAUGACAACAAAGUUGCGUGGGAACCGUGUUUGGAACAGCUGCAGUUUUUCGAAAAAUGACAACAAAAUUGCGUGGUUACUUCAGUCGCGUUGUGAUGUUGCAGUAUUUAAGCCGUUGAUUCGUGCUGAAGGAACAAAACGAGCGGCACGGCGCCCAUUUGGGUCGCGUGAGAUACCACUAAUCACACGGCGAUUGGGGGUGCGCAUUGUUCUUCCCGAGUUUAGCAGCGCUGGAAGGCCUUGCGAUAAGUUUACAUGGUGACAGCGGGUAAUCGAAGAAGCGUGUGCCAGCAUAUCGAGCGGCGCCCAACUUUCUGCAAUGGAGCACACCGCCGAGAGCGAAGUUGUGAGGGCCGCAGCGCCCAAGUCCAAAGCAUGCCUUCCAAUGCGGUAUGUGAUGUGCUUCAUGAUCAGCCUAGGGAUGUGCCUCGUCUACUCGAUGAGGGUGAAUCUUAGCGUCACCAUCAUUGCAAUGGUGAACACCACUGCCACAGACGCAAACUCAACCCACAUGGUCAACAUGGCGUGCCCAGCCCCCAGUAACCAGACCUCUCCAGAUGACUCUAAAAAGACCGGGGAGUUCCUCUGGGACCAGGUGACUCAGAGCUAUGUGCUCAACGCCUUCUUCUACGGCUACAUCAUCACCCAAAUCCCAGGUGGUUGGCUCUCUGAGGUUAUCAGCCCGGCCUGGAUAUUAGGUGGAGGCAUUGGAAUCACCGCCAUGCUCACGCUCUUCACCGCGGUGGUGGCGCGUGCGAGCCUGCCUGCCUUCCUGGUGCUUCGGGCACUCGAGGGGAUCUCUGAGGGCGUGACGUACCCGUCCUUGUACGCCCUGGUCGCCCGCUGGUCGCCGGUUCGGGAACGUAGCUUCCUGGUGACUGUGUGCAUCUUUGGCUCCUUGCUGGGCACCGUCAUCACCUUACCUGUGGCAGCAGUGCUCUGCGAGCACGGUUUUGACGGAGGCUGGCCCUCCGUCUUCUACCUCACUGGUCUGCUGGGCUUUGUCUGGGUUGUCGUCUGGUUCCUCCUGUCCUCUGCGACCCCUGAGCAGAAUCGCCUGAUCUCUCUGGAAGAGCGGAAGUACAUCGUCGACAGCCGAGACUGCAAGUUUGGAGUGCAGAGGAGUGUUCCUUGGAUCGAGAUUUUGCUGUCGCAGCCUGUGUGGAUGUGUGCCUUAAUCAAGUUCUGUAGCGCCUGGAGCUUUUACACAUUGCUCACAGAACUGCCGAGCUACCUGGAGAAUGUGCUUCACUUUAAGAUUCAGAAGAACGGGCUCUUCAACGCUGGCUUCUACUUGAGCCAGGGUGUGAUGGAACUCGUGAGUUCCUACAGCGCAGACAGGAUCAUCGAAAGGCGUCUCCUCGGCGUCACUUCGACCAGGAAGGUGUUCCAGAGCAUUAGCCUUCUGGGACAGGCGGUCAUCUUCGUGUGCCUGGCCUCUGCAGGCUGCAACACUGUUCUCGCGUGCAUACUCCUGUUUGUUGCAUGCUCACUGGCCGGCGCCCACUCCGGCUGCGACAGCGUUCUGCCGAUCGACUUGGCUCCGGAGUUUGCAGGUUCUGUGAUGGGACUCGUGAACACCGUUGCUAGCACGGCCGGGAUAUUUGCCCCAAUGCUUGUGGGCUACCUGACAGAAAACAAUGAGAGUCUGGAGCGGUGGGACACUGUCUUCUACGUGUCGGCCGCCAUCAACCUGUUUGGAGGCGUGGUUUUCCUCAUCUUUGGUACGGCCAAGGUGCAACCAUGGGCCCACCCGCAAACCGAAGUGGUUCCGGACACGGAUCCAUUGAUUCCUUCGAUCAAUGACGAUCCGGGGCACGGCGCCGCUUCCUCGAACGACGACGCCUCCUCGUUGGAGAAACGUGCCUGAAAGCGCGCUCCGAGUUUCGCCCGAAAUCGACGCCGUGUGCAGUGCACACACUGCCGUUUCAUGCAGUGCACGUGCCACAAUGUCCCGGCAUGCAAUAUGCGAUUCCCUAAAGGCUGCUUCACACGUUGGCAUUUGCGCGCAA
Molecule: messenger RNA, 2478 nt
Organism: Ixodes scapularis (black-legged tick)
Lineage: Eukaryota; Metazoa; Arthropoda; Arachnida; Ixodida; Ixodidae
Product: sialin
Exons: 10
Coding region: 786-2336 (516 amino acids)
Biological process (GO): monoatomic anion transport; transmembrane transport
Molecular function (GO): transmembrane transporter activity
Source: RefSeq, a predicted model, not a curated record